GCAGCGUACCAAAAAGUACCGUCAUUGUUGCUAAAGGUUGUGUUGUCCUUCUGAUUUUACGACACCGUGGAGCCUUACAACAUUUGUACCUGUGUAAAAAAAAAUCCCACAAGGCGCCAAGGUUAGUCGACUAUUUUUUACUGAAGUAAAAUGAUCCUCCAUUAAACAGCAUCGAGAAACGCAGACUUCCGGGGGUGGCCGUGUGUUAGCUCGGGCUACACACCAGUUCACUUGUAAUAAGUUGUUUUAUUCUCCAGCCUUGGGAGAAUUGUCUACAAGCUGACUGUGACAAAUGUUUUGCAAAGGUGUUCCCUACCCUAUGCAACCCAACAAGAAGCCAGUGGACGGCUUCUGCGCUGUGUCACAGGAGGCGGUACAAGUAUAAAAGAUCACUUCUCGUAGUGCAAGAGUUCCGACCGCUAUAUCUACGUGUGCCUUUGAAAAUUGGAUCCAACACCAGAUUAAUGGAGAAGAAUGGAACGGUUGUUGCAAGAAUCCCCAAUCUCUUUACCAGGAAUCAAUCCACUGGUCCUGUCGGUGCAGAUGGAAAAUAAAUACAAAUGUCAGCAGUGUCUCCAGGUUCUGAGGAAGCCGGUCCAGGCUCAGUGCGGCCAUCGCUUCUGUGUUCACUGCUUCAGGCUGCUCACCAGUGCAGGCCCAAUUCCAUGUGAGGCUUGUCGCCAGGAAGAAAUAUACGAAGAGCCCAAUUCUAUUCUGAAUAGUAGUGAGGCCUUUCCAGACAAUGCUGCAGGACGGGAAAUAGCAAGUCUCCCUGCCAAAUGUUUGAACGAAGGCUGCAGCUGGACUGGAUCUGUAAAAGAGUAUGAGUCCCAGCAUGAAGGUCGCUGUUUAUUCGAGCGGGUCCAAUGUGAGGCCUGCAAAAUGUCCAUCCUCCUAUCAGAGCGAGACAGACACAACGAGAGAGAAUGUGAGGCGAGGAUGCUCAACUGCAAAUACUGCAAAGUGAUUUUUAAUUACAAGGACAUUAAGGCCCACGAUGAAGUUUGUCAGAAGUUUCCUCUGCAAUGCAAAGACUGUGGCAAGAAAAGGAUCCCCAGAGAAAAGUUUAGUGACCACGCUCGGUCUUGUGCGAAAUCCAAAAGUUCCUGUCCAUUUGGCGAGGUUGGAUGUAAAUAUGUGAUCGAGAACGGGAAGCACACUGACCAUGAACAGAGCAGCAUCGUUGAGCAUGUGCGGAUGUUGCUCUCCGUGGUCCUCUCCUUUGCUCGCAGCAGUUCGGAAUCACUGGGCGUGAGCGAUUGGCCCGAAGGCUUUGAACUGGGUCUGUACAGGGCUCCUGAGGACGGCGCUGCAGCCACCGGUCGCUCAGUGGACUUGGAUAAAAAGGUAAAAGCUUUAGAAAACAUAGUCUGCGUUCUGAAUCGGGAAGUGGAGCGCACCUCAGUAACCAUGGAGGCCUUCUCGCACCAACACCGUCUAGACCAGGAGAAGAUCGAGAACCUGAGCAACAAGCUGCGGCAGCUGGAGCGAACGCUGACCAUGAGAGACUUCCAGCUCUCCGAGAGCGAGCAGAUGGUGCGCGAGCUUCAGUUCUGCACCUACGACGGCGUCUUUGUGUGGAAAAUUACAGACUUCUCCCGCCGGAGACAGGAUGCAGUGGGAGGACGCACACCUGCUAUGUUCUCGCCAGCCUUCUACUCCAGCAAGUACGGCUACAAAAUGUGCCUGAGACUCUACUUGAACGGAGACGGCACGGGUCGCGGAACACACCUGUCUUUGUUCUUCGUCGUCAUGCGGGGGAAGUUUGACGCUCUGCUGAAGUGGCCUUUUAGCCAGAAGGUGACGCUGAUGCUGCUGGAUCAGAACAACAGGGAGCACAUUAUUGAUGCUUUCCGGCCCGACGUCUCCUCCACCUCCUUCCAGAAGCCCAUCAGUGAGAUGAACAUUGCGAGCGGCUGCCCGCUCUUCUGCCCGCUGGCCAAGCUGGCCGGCAAGAGUCCGUACCUGAGGGAGGACACCAUCUUCAUCAAGGCCAUCGUUGACCUCACUGGCCUGUAGGCGAGACACGUAGCUGUGGAAGUUACAAUGAAACAUGAUUGAAUAAUGAAUAUUGUUAGAUACAUAAAACAUAUAUAGAUAUAUAUAUAAAUAUAUAUGAUACAAUGAUGUAUUCAUAGAAUUUUUAUAUGAUAAAGACACAAUUAUACCAAACUAUUCAAAUAUAUGAAGUGGCUACUAGCCUUAUUUAUAUUUAUAUAUUAUUGUUAUAUAGCUUCUACAAUAACACAUGUGCACCGAAACAUCUAUCAAAUACUCCUGCAAUGUACAGAAAACAAUCUCGUAUAUUUUAUUAUGAUUUUCUUUGUUGCUGUGCUCACCACGCAAUGCGUAGACCACCUCUAAUGCACUGUGUGUGCAGCCGAUGGAGAGUGAGUUCAAGAAGUAGGCGUUUUGAUUUGCCUUACCAAGCAGUGAAAUACUUCAUUACUAACAAAGCAAUAGCUAUUAGAUGAAUAGGUUGUUGGUUGCUUUGAUCAUAUUGUCUUUAAUGUCAGACAGUAAUUCUAAACUCUGACUUGGAGCAAGUUCAGUCAGUGUUUGGUAGAAAGUACACCUGUAUUGGGAUUCCAACUAAUAAAAGUUGGGUAUUUAGCUGAAAAGUAUAUUUAUCAGAUUUUCAAUAUGCCGUGAAUGCACCAUAAUCAUAUACAGUUUGGUUCUUUAAUGUUAGUUGUAUGAAAUGCAAAUGAAAAGAUGAAUGUUUUUCCAGAUUAGGAGUGGCAACACAGAGCCAGCUAGGCUCUUGUCACUGAACACGAGGUCGCAAUUGCACUGUGUAGCACGUUUUCUUUCAACCAACAGAAGAAGCUUUUUUUAAUGGCGCACAACUGCAAUGCUAAACAAAAAGUGAAAUAUACAGUGAUAAAUGCUGCAUUCAAAGGCACAUUUCAAGAUAUAAUAAUUCCACAGUUUACUAGUGGUUGUGUCAAAGGCUUACCUCUCUCCAGACACCUCAUCCUGAGGAGUCGAGUCUCUCUCCCGGAUGACUUGAGUAGCCACUCACUUUCUCUCAAGGGGGGUCCAGUCCCCCUGUGGUCACUCUGCACCUUGUAUUAUUUGGAAUCACUGCAUUUUUGUCUUGCAUCCCAAAGCAGCGAGUCCCUGCUGCCUUGGAUGCAGCAUUCAUUAUGACCUGCUCUGCUAAUGUGCUCUGGUUUAUUUCAUUGCUCCCGAUUGUGGAUAUGGAAUGAUCCAUGUUUAUGGUGUUCCAAGCAGCCAGAAGGGAAUGAAGCACGUUGGUAAUGGAACGGCUGCCAACGCCUUCUCCUUAUGAGCCCUUGUUGCUUGAGAGUUUCUUCAAAAGCUACGGCUCAUCAUGGCAGACAGAUGACAGAACACCAUCACAUGUGUCACAGUGAGGCAGAGGAUGAAGCAGUCCACCCUGUGUGACGAGGAUUCAAGUUCUCAUUGUUGUCCUUUGAUUUUAGUGAGUUGUCCUGUGUUUUUUCUUCCUCACUGAAGUGCUUUUCCAAGCUCAUGCAGCACCCAAGUGCUUUACACUACGACACACAGACAGUGAUGGGCAAUACUAUUGCAUUAUUUCACUCAUGUUACUUCUGGAGGCAGCUGUGUACUGUGGCAGGGAAGCAACAUACUGGCACAAGAGUGUUGCAGCUCAACACUUCUGAUCAUUAUGGUGUUAAACACCUGUUUUCCCUUUUAACAACAAGGAUUUAAAUUUUAUCGUUGGUUCGUGUCGUGACGUAUUUCCUUUUACUUCCAUGUUGGAGACGUGAGAGUGGCUCAGACUCUUUCCCUCAUUCCUCUUAAGUACCUCACCAAGCUGAGCCCACAUGAAAUGGGAAGAAGAGACUCAACAGCUGAGGAUAAUGAAGUGGCGUCACUUAAAGUUGUACUGUUUUUGUUUCAAAAGAAAUGAGCUGCACUGUUUUGUUAGAAAGAUGUUUAAGAGCAUCACGAGUUCCUGAGAAUACCGAGGGCCCCUGAACGCACCUGCACGUAGGUGUGGUUAUUGGGGUGUGAAAAUUAGAAGCAAGGUGAGACGGAAGUUGGAAGUUUGGGGGUUUUUUUCUGCUAAAUAGGAAGUUGCAUGGAAGCCCGUGCCGUGUUUGUCUUUUCUAGGCGAGUCAGUCACAGAUGUUGCUGUCAAGUCCCGCUCAUAGCGCGCAAGUAUGCAUUCCCACCGUGCUUCUCAUCGUAGUGGUGAUGCUUUAAAUUACUAGAUGUUGCAUCUAAUCCAAACGGUUGAAAAAGACUGUUGCAAGUCAGAUAUGGGCGAGACUUGCGCCAUGAAACAUGUGAUGCGCUCUCAGUUUAACGGUGAAAGUUCAUUGAAAGUGAUUUGAGGUUUCAUUCAAGGAUUAUGGAGCAGAGAGACUGCCAUCUAGUGCAGUCUCAUAAUGAGGCUUCAUGAAGCUUCACCAGCCUCCAGUCGUACGUAAGGUUAGGUCCCCAGAUUCUGAGCCUCUGAAGAAUCCUCUCACCAAGAGCACUGCCUCAUGCUGGUGUCUUGGAUACUGGAAGUUUGAACUAAAAUCCUUAAACCUGCACUACUUCUCCGACUUUGCGCCAAAAUCCUAACUUACUUUGUUUUGAGUUUUUUUUUAAGUCACAAUUGGAUUCCAAAAUACUGAACUUGUCAAAGUUCCUAUUGUUAUGAUGCAAUUUGAAAUUUUAACGUGAACAUUUUUGUGCCAAUAAUUGCUUCAUUGCCAUCAUUUUGGUUUAUGGAUGUCAGGUUUCUGGUUCAAUCAUUGAAAUAGCAUGUAAUUGUUCAGUUUUUACUGUGUCGAUGACUAACACCCGGAUGUGUUGAGAUGCUGCAUUUAACUGUUGUCUUGCUCAGCCAUGAAUUAAAGAACUUAAACCUGAGUUCGCUGGUUGUUGGUUGUCACUCACCAUAGCACGUAUUGGACGUUAGAGACGACUGCUGAAGAAACGCUGAGUUUCCUCAAGGAUACUUAAAAAGUUGGA
Synchiropus splendidus (mandarinfish) is the source of this 4956-nucleotide messenger RNA. RefSeq names its product Tnf receptor-associated factor 2b (gene traf2b). Gene Ontology annotation, molecular function: zinc ion binding; tumor necrosis factor receptor binding; ubiquitin-protein transferase activity. Gene Ontology annotation, cellular component: plasma membrane signaling receptor complex; cytoplasmic side of plasma membrane. The coding region runs from base 475 to 2019 and encodes 514 amino acids. The record is from RefSeq and is a predicted model, not a curated record. Lineage: Eukaryota; Metazoa; Chordata; Actinopteri; Syngnathiformes; Callionymidae. The transcript has 11 exons. Gene Ontology annotation, biological process: protein K63-linked ubiquitination; positive regulation of JNK cascade; positive regulation of canonical NF-kappaB signal transduction.